Molecule: messenger RNA, 297 nt
Organism: Soboliphyme baturini
Lineage: Eukaryota; Metazoa; Nematoda; Enoplea; Dioctophymatida; Soboliphymatidae
Source: the annotation of a GenBank genome assembly
AUGAGCCUAUCUCGUAUAUGCCCACUAUGUGGACCAAAAUGCUCUAUUUGCUGUAUGGUGAUCAGUGCGUGGGGAGUCGUUUUUAUGGCCGUUUUGGGGAUUGCUUUCUACACUCAGACGGCGUUGCUGUAUCAGGAUCUGCACAUCCAAGCGACGGUCGCCGAUUUUAACCUCGCUGACGUGGCUGAACGAUAUCGUUCGAGCGCGUUCAACUGCUGGAUAGCCGCCGGUGGAUACGUGUUGACACUAAUCAUCGCCUUCUGGCAAAACAGAUGGAGCAACACCGUCGCUUUGUAA